CUCUCUCUACCAAAACACCACAACACAACAUCCUCCCAACAAACAUAGCAACCACCGCAUUUCAAAUCCCACGACACAUCAAACAGCAUCAUGGCGACCCUCAAAGGCCCCGGGGAAGCAAAAACCUACGACGGCUCACCCCUCCGCAUCGGCAUCAUCCACGCACGCUGGAACACGAAAAUCAUCGACGCCUUAGUACAAGGAACCGUAAAAUCCCUAAAAUCCUCCGGCGUAAAAGAGGAAAACAUCGUGAUUCAAUCGGUGCCGGGGUCUUACGAGCUUCCGUACGCAGUCCAGAGGAUGUACACAGCCUCCCAAUCCCAAUCCAGCACAACCGGCCUCUUGGCCUCCGCAACCGACCUCCUCUCCUCUUCAACCACCGACCUAACUUCUCUCCCCACCAAACAAGCACAAAAACCCGCUUCCGCUUCCUCAAACCAACCUUUCGACGCAAUCAUAGCCAUCGGAGCAUUGAUCAAAGGUUCCACCAUGCAUUUCGAAUACAUUUCGGAUGCCGUGAGUCACGGACUCAUGCGGGUACAAUUGGAUUUGGGGGUUCCGGUUGUUUUUGGGUUGUUGACGCUUUUGACCGAAGAGCAAGGGUUGGAGAGGGCGGGGAUCGAUGAGGCGCAACAGGGACAUAAUCAUGGGGAGGAUUGGGGCGCCGCGGCGGUGGAGUUGGGGGUUAAGAGGAGGGGGUGGGUGGAGGGGAGGUUUUUGGAGUAGGAAUAAGAGUAGGAGUAGGGGUGUUGAGUAAAUACAGGACAGGGUUGGAGAGGGAGGUAGGACGAGGGGGGUGAAGACAUGGAAGGCCUGGAAAAGGACAUGGAAAUAAUAAAAAGAUGUGGAAUAAAAGAUACCAAAAGUUUGAUAU
This is a messenger RNA of Pseudocercospora fijiensis CIRAD86, 874 nucleotides long. RefSeq lists its product as uncharacterized. Gene Ontology annotation, cellular component: intracellular anatomical structure; riboflavin synthase complex; mitochondrial intermembrane space. The transcript is spliced from 2 exons. Gene Ontology annotation, biological process: riboflavin biosynthetic process. The record is from RefSeq and is a predicted model, not a curated record. Lineage: Eukaryota; Fungi; Ascomycota; Dothideomycetes; Mycosphaerellales; Mycosphaerellaceae. The coding region runs from base 91 to 726 and encodes 211 amino acids. Gene Ontology annotation, molecular function: 6,7-dimethyl-8-ribityllumazine synthase activity.